UCCAACUACAGCAUUCAGUCCCAGCCCUCGAGUCGCAGCAGCGAUACCACCCAAGGCACCUCGCACAGCACACUCUUUCCCCCACCGCCCUUGCCGAACAGCUCGGCCACUGCCGCGGGCGGUGGUGGAAUGGCGAACAGCGAUGUCGUCACGCCAACCAACAAUAUCAUGAACAGCGUCGCCGACGCGAGCAGCUCUUUGUUCCAGAUAUGCGUUGCCCUGCGUCAACGUCUGCUCGGCGUGCCUGGCUUUCACGAUGCAUUGCUGGAGGAGGAAGCGGAGGCCGAUGAAGAUACAGACCCGGUAACUUUACUGUGGAGGACCUUCCGGCGAGGCUAUCCCCUCAUGCUGCUGUACAAUGCCUUGCGACCGUCUCAGCCUUUAAAUAUGCCGCAAGGCGUCAAGGAAGACAAGAAAGCGAAAGCUGCCACGUUCAAAUUCAUCCAGGCUUGCAACGCCGACCUGAAGAUUCCACAAGAAGAGUUGUUCAUCAUCACCGAUCUUUACGGCGACGACACCACCGGAUUCGUCAAGGUCGCCCGCGUGGUGAAUCGAGUGUUGGAUGUAUUGGUUCAGCGUGGAUUGGUGGAGGAUGUGCGACCCACCGCCUCCGACUUUGAGCAAGCCGAAAAAGGCAUGAAACGAACCCAACGGCAACACAUUAUCUCAGAGUUGGUCAGGUCAGAAAGAACAUAUGUGCAGCAUCUGGAACUAUUGCAGGCUUUCAAGCAUCUCGUAGAGGAGAAGGGCAUCAUCGCUGGUGAUGCCGUCCAUGACAUAUUCCUGAACCUCAACGCGCUCUUGGACUUUCAGCGCCGCUUUCUGAUCCGAGUGGAACAAACCAACGCCCUCCCGGAAGAAGAGCAGAAUUGGGGUAAACUCUUUUUGCUUUACUGCGAAGCAUUCAAAGUGUACGAACCAUACAUUGCCAACCAGCGGAAGUGCGAAAAGACUGUCAUCGCCGAAUUUGCCAAAUUACGCGAGGCGGGAGGGAGCAUCGAAAUGCAGCAGAUGGUCGAGUCUCCAACCGCGCUCCACUCUUUCUUGAUGAAGCCAUUUCAGAGAUUGACCAAGUAUCCGCUUUUACUGGAGCAACUUCAUAAGAAGGGCGAUCUAGAUGAGGCGAGAAAGCAAGACUUGGUCAAUGGCAUGGAAGCUUCAACAUCCGUCCUGACGCGAACAAAUAAGGCUGUUGACAGAGAAGAGAAGGCAGAAGCAGUCCAAGAAUUGAAAUUGCGAGUCGAGGAUUGGAAAGGUCACCGAGUGGAAGGCUUCGGAGAGCUUCUGCUCUACGGCACCUUCACUGUCUUGAAGAGCGAGAAUCUCGCAAACGGCAAAGACGGCGAGCGACAGUACCACGUCUACUUAUUUGAGACCAUCUUGCUUUGUUGCAAGAACAUUGACCUCAGCAAGCCCAAGAACAAACUAUCGAAUAAGAAUCUGGUCGACAACAAGGGCAAGCCGAAGCUUCAGCUCAAGGGUCGAAUCUUCAUGCAAAAUGUUACUGACUUGGUAUCUCUAGCGAAACCAGGCUCAUACACAUGUCAGAUUUUCUGGAAAGGCGAUCCUAGCAUCGAAAACUUCAUCAUUAGGUUCACCACUGAAGAUACCCUCAAGAAAUGGGCACAACAGAUUGAGAUCCAACGACGAAAAUACCGGGAGAGAAUCGUUGGCGCAAGAAGCAGUGACAGCAGCAGUCACAAAGGCACGAGCGCAACCGAGUUCUCGUUCAUGCAGAAUCAACCCCUCGAGAAUCCAUACAAGGAGAUCGAAGAAGACGAUGAUGAGGACGACGUUGACACACUGGCUGGUAGUGGCAGCUGGUCAGGUCCGAAUGGCUUCAGCAGUUUCUCACAAAGCCGCAAUGGCAGCUCUAGCUCAUUACGAUCGAGAAGCACAACGGGCGACAGCACUUUGGGCUCUAUUUCGGAGACAUCGGCUACGCGGUCACACCCACCUCGAAUACCCACUGCAGUUAUGCCGCAAGGACUAUCGUUGCGGACGCGAGAAUUGCAACAACUCGCACAAUCACCCGGCGACAGACAGAUAGACAGCUACUUUUCGCCUACCACCGACUCUCCCAUGUCGGCAAUGUCAUCACGGACAAGCACAAGUUCUGGCAUUUACCCCUUCCCAAGGCAAGGGCUUCCACAGAACGGAUACUAUGAAGAGGGUCACGGCGCGACACGAUUUACUGCGCCAGCACCGGCACGCCAGCCGAUGAAUGGAACCAUGUCAAAUCGACAAUAUUCCAAUGCUGAGGCGUCACCCACUGACUAUGCGUAUCCAGGGAGACCAGGCAUGCUUACUCAGUUUGGUAGCUCGAGGACGAUCACCCCAUCGUCUUCACGAGUGGCAUAUCCGCCUCCUACGCCCUCGUCGGGAAUGCCGUUUGCAGCGCCGGGCGAAGAAGGACCGCCGACUCAAAAGACAACUCCAGCACAACUCAAGGUGCGGGUUCAUUGUCCCGCUGCGGGUCAAACCCUGACACUGGUCGUGUCAACAAACAUAACAUAUCAGACCUUGAAGGACCGAAUAGAUGCGAAACUUCAACGAUCUACAAACUUGAGCCUUGGAGACAGGGGCCCGAAAGAAGCACACGUGAAGCUGAAGUAUCUUGACGAGGAUGAUUUUGUUAGUAUCCAGUCUGACGAAGACGUGCAAACAGCCUUCGAAACCUGGAAAGAACAACACGGAGAAGGAAUAGGAGGGAUGGGAGAGAUCGAGCUCUAUUGCCAAAAAUGA
Messenger RNA from Pseudocercospora fijiensis CIRAD86, 2745 nucleotides. RefSeq lists its product as uncharacterized. Gene Ontology annotation, biological process: establishment of cell polarity; septin ring organization. The record is from RefSeq and is a predicted model, not a curated record. Gene Ontology annotation, cellular component: nucleus; division septum; mating projection tip. Bases 130 to 2745 code for a protein of 871 amino acids. The transcript has 4 exons. Gene Ontology annotation, molecular function: guanyl-nucleotide exchange factor activity; protein binding. NCBI's taxonomy places the organism in Eukaryota, Fungi, Ascomycota, Dothideomycetes, Mycosphaerellales, Mycosphaerellaceae.